AUGCAUCUGUGUGCAGGACCCCAUGGCCCAAAGGAUGAUGUCAUCUGUGUGAGGACCGCCCUUAGCCCAAAGGAUGAUGCAUCUGUGGUUUGGUCCGUAGGGACAUCUGUGGAGGAACUUAGCCCAAAGGAUGAUGCCAUGCCUAUCUGUGUGAGGACCACCCUUAGCCCAAAGGAUGAUGCAUCUGUGCUAACAGGUCUGGAUGUCGGGCUAACAGGUCUGGAUGUCAGGCUAACAGGUCUGGAUGUCGGGCUAACAGGUCUGGAUGUCAGGCUAACAGGUCUGGAUGUCAGGCUAACAGGUCUGGAUGUCGGGCUAACAGGUCUGGAUGUCGGGCUAACAGGUCUGGAUGUCGGGCUAACAGGUCUGGAUGUCGGGCUAACAGGUCUGGAUGUCAGGCUAACAGGUCUGGAUGUCAGGCUAACGGGUCUGGAUGUUAGGCUAACGGGUCUGGAUGUCAGGCUAACAGGUCUGGAUGUCGGGCUAACAGGUCUGGAUGUCAGGCUAACAGGUCUGGAUGUCGGGCUAACAGGUCUGGAUGUCAGGCUAACAGGUCUGGAUGUCAGGCUAACAGGUCUGGAUGUCGGGCUAACAGGUCUGGAUGUCAGGCUAACAGGUCUGGAUGUCAGGCUAACAGGUCUGGAUGUCGGGCUAACAGGUCUGGAUGUCAGGCUAACAGGUCUGGAUGUCGGGCUAACAGGUCUGGAUGUCGGGCUAACAGGUCUGGAUGUCGGGCUAACAGGUCUGGAUGUCGGGCUAACAGGUCUGGAUGUCGGGCUAACAGGUCUGGAUGUCGGGCUAACAGGUCUGGAUGCCAGGCUAACAGGUCUGGAUGCCAGGCUAACAGGUCUGGAUGUCGGGCUAACAGGUCUGGAUGUCGGGCUAACAGAACUGCCAACAUGGUGA
Messenger RNA from Oncorhynchus keta (chum salmon), 906 nucleotides. RefSeq lists its product as uncharacterized. The record is from RefSeq and is a predicted model, not a curated record. NCBI's taxonomy places the organism in Eukaryota, Metazoa, Chordata, Actinopteri, Salmoniformes, Salmonidae. The transcript has 6 exons. Bases 1 to 906 code for a protein of 301 amino acids.